AUGUGUGAACACGUGUGUGCAGGUGUGUCUCAUUGUAAUCCGUUGUCGGACGCGUAUAUAGGAUAUCCGUUGUCACCUGACCACGUCGACUGGUCAGUGCACUACCCCUUUUACUUCACUGGCGAGCGUGGCAAAGCUCCGUUGCCGAACAGUGAGAAGGAGCCAGUGGUUUACGACCCGGAUGUUCGGCCCUGCCAGUCGUUUACAGUGGAUUUCAUUGACAUCGGAUGCGGGUUUGGAGGGAUGUGUUAUGAAUUGGCACGGCAGUAUCCGGACAAGAUUAUUUUGGGUAUGGAGAUCCGUGAUAAGGUGGCUACUUUUGUGAGCAAAAAGAUACAUGCCUAUCGCCAACAACAGGUUGGUCAAAACUCAGUUGAUGGUCAGUACUCAACCUAUGAGAAUUGCGCAGUGUUGCGAACUAAUGCCAUGAAGUUCCUGUCGAAUUAUCUCCGUAAGGGCUCUCUGGAGAAGGCAUUUUUCUUGUUCCCUGAUCCUCAAUUCAAAAGGAAUAAAUGGAGGAGGCGCAUCGUAACACCGCAGCUGUUAUCGUUGUACGCCUACCACCUAAAGGAGACGGAAGGGAGGUUAUAUUUCGUUACUGAUGUUCACGACCUGUUUGUAUGGAUAGAACACUCUUGUCAAAAGCAUCCUCUAUUCAAGAGAAUACCGGAAGAGCAAUGUCUUGACGACCCAGCAUAUACUGCCAUGUUUAACACCACUGACGAAUGCAAGAAAGCCAUCCGCCUCAACCAGAAACUGUUUGGAGCCUGCUACCAAAGGCUGCCUAACACCCGAUCAUUAUUAACACCCAAUAAUUCUUAA
Messenger RNA from Gregarina niphandrodes, 822 nucleotides. Its product is annotated as tRNA (guanine-N(7)-)-methyltransferase. Lineage: Eukaryota; Apicomplexa; Conoidasida; Eugregarinorida; Gregarinidae. Gene Ontology annotation, biological process: tRNA methylation; RNA (guanine-N7)-methylation. The record is from RefSeq and is a predicted model, not a curated record. Gene Ontology annotation, cellular component: tRNA methyltransferase complex. Bases 1 to 822 code for a protein of 273 amino acids. Gene Ontology annotation, molecular function: tRNA (guanine(46)-N7)-methyltransferase activity. The transcript is spliced from 2 exons.